Molecule: messenger RNA, 7531 nt
Organism: Plasmodium coatneyi
Lineage: Eukaryota; Apicomplexa; Aconoidasida; Haemosporida; Plasmodiidae
Exons: 3
Coding region: 503-7531 (2342 amino acids)
Source: RefSeq, a predicted model, not a curated record
GUAUGGCUAAAUUUGCCCAGUUAAACAGCUCACAUGUGCCUCAACGGAUGAUAAAUUCGAAUUGAAAAUUUUUACUUAAAAUGGUGUAUGAUUAAUCUGUGUAAAGUUCAAAAAACCUUCCUGCGUCGGCAAAAUUACGCAUGGCUAAAUGCAAAGUUCUCUUUGCAACUAGGACAUGCACAUAAGAUUUAAAGCGGCGCAUUCGUGUAUGCAAUGCUCUAAGGGGAAAACAAAUUCAGACAUAGUUAAAAUUGGGUCAUCUAAGUGCAAAUUUCAUGUGUGCAAGGCGAAUUAUAUAAAAGUGAAAAAAAAGAAAUAAAAGACUGUGAAAAAAAUAUAUACAUAUAUAUAUAAUAAGUAGAAAAUAGGAAACUUCAAAAAGACAGAACAAGAAAUAAACAAAAUCAAACGCAAAAGGGCAACACUGACCAAUCGUCCUUCUAACUUUGUAGUAAUCCCCUUGAGCUAGUUUAGCACCUGUGCAUACACACACCCAUGUAACAUGCUCAUACAGAAAUGCUUUUCGCUCGUUCCAGGGGAAGACAAGAACUUGGAAAACCUUGUAAAUGAGCUAGCUCAAUCUAAGAAGAACAUCAGGAAAAUACAAAAUUAUGGAGCAAAGGAGAGAAGUGCAGACAGUUCCAUUCAUAAAGAUGUUGUCAAUGAAAAGGUGGAAAAGUUAACUAUCCCAUCAGUUAGUUCCAGGCGAAAUGCAAAUACAAGCGAGAAGGACAGAUGGUGCAGCUUCAAGCAGAAGAAGAACAAUGCCGGGAAAGAUUCGCCCACCUUGUCCCAAAAAUAUAAAAAAACUACGUUCGAUAUUAGUGAAGAUAUUAAGGCAAUCGGACGUGACCCCCCCACCAGGGCCAAGUUCGAUUUGUCCAACAUCAAAGAAAAUGAACUUUUCCAAAGAAUUUUUAAAACGGUUGAAAGGGAAAAUUUAAAAUGUAAGAAUGAAAAAUUAAAAAGAAAAAGUGAAAAACUGAAACAUUUGAAAAACAAUUUAGAGAACCAAAAUGAACAUGUAAAAAGCAAAAAUGUGAAGGAAGAAAAUAAAGACCAACCAACAGAUUUAAUAAGCGAAUUUAGGAAGGUUCUGAGUGAUAAGAAGAAGACAUAUACCACAUUGAAAAUCAGGACUAGAAGUUUUCAGAAGGAACACGCGUCCUUUUCCCCCUUCCCGGACAACGACGUCGAAUGCUAUAAUAUACACUACAAUUGUAAAGGCGGAAGUUUUAAAAACCGUUCAUGGGGCGAAGUUUAUGAGAAAACCGAACAAAGGCAAAAAAGAAAAGAGCAUACGAAAAUGCAAAGGAUGGAACUUCCCUACCAAAAUGGCCAAGACAGAAUCGCAAAAGGGACAGCCCACAGGAGUAGCCACAAGCAGAAAGGUUGCACCUCCAGCAAGGUUAAUCAAAAUGAUUUAAUAAAUGCAGAACAAGGAAAUACUACACAUUAUUUCACUAAAAGGAGUAAUGUACCCCCACAGAAGGAGCACCGAAGUGAAAACACUUACCGCCAAUUUGAAAGCCCAUCCGUUAUGGAAGAGGAAACUCCCCUUAAAGGCAGAAGGUUACCACCCCAGUGGGAGGAAAAAAGCAGUCGUAGUAACAGCAGAGGUAAUAAGUCACAAUGUCAAUAUUACAUACGCUCCUGUAGCAGUAAUAUUUCCGUGCCAAGUAGUAAUAAUUACAAAAAAUGUAAAAACAGCCUCAGCGCUGCUAAGCAAAAGGACAAAAUGUGCGAACAAAUCAAUGACGACAAAAAAGGUAACAGGGGACGUAAAGACAAUAAUGGGAAAAAAAAAGAAAAAAAAAAGUUCGCCAACACUCGGGAUAACAAAUUAUGCAAUCAUAAAAAUAAACGCAGUCACACCUGUGGACACAUUUUUCGAAAUACUUAUACAACCCACAGAAGGGCAUCAAAAUACAAAUUACUGCAUCGCAGACUUCAUUUAAUUAACGAUCCAAUGGAUGGACUCCAUUUCCCCAAAUGGGACAACUCCUGCGGUAACAAAUUCCAAUACUUAGUGGUAAAAAAGAAGAGGAAAAAAAUAAACAUGACAAUUUUUGCCAGAACAAAGAUAGAAAAGAAUAUGCAUGCAACAAAUGGACGAAUUUAUACACUUGAGGAGGAGUCUCCUAAAUCCAGAAGUGAAUAUGCCAACAGUGUAAAGGAGCACUGCCAUAGCUACUCACCAAUUAGGUCCAUUGAACACACCAGAGAAAACUCAAACGAUUGCCAAGGUGAUCAGUUUUACCAAGACAUGGCUACAUCGUUUAAGAACGAAUUAAAGAACUACCAAGGUAAUUCCAAUAAUGAGGAUGAAAAGAACUCAAAUCACUUUAAGGAAAACAAUAAAUGUGGUGCCUCUGAAGAGGGCUUGCAUAAAAUGAGCGACUAUAGAAUAUUCCCCCAUAAUAAUAGUGACACACAUAGGGAUAGAUUAAGCAAAAAUGGUAAAGAAGAUGAACAAAUGCACGAAAUGAAAGCCGAAGUGGGUGCCCUUAAAGGUGAAGGCAAAGCACAAGGCACAUGUGUAGACCCUAACAGGUGGAAAGACACGGGGGAAAGUAACAUAAAAAUACGAGAUAGAAGAAUUGAAAAGGAACGGACUUCUUUUAAUUGUGAACCGAAAGAAGAAGUAAACUUAAACAACUCGAACGGCGAAAUUGCGGAUCUGUUAAGCCACGCAACAGCAAACGCAAUAAAGAGAAGCAACACCACAAGUAUCACCCCCUGGGAAAGAGCGCUUGGUGGAGACUUCGAUGAAUCAACUGAUAAGUUAAGAAGAGGGAACACUUCCAUUAAGGGCCUUAACAGAGUAGCCGAAAGAGGCACAGAUGAUCUAUGGAAGGAUGCCAUUUCAGUUAAGCUAAAUAAAGAAUUGUCCGAAUUGGCACAUGAGGGGCAAAACAUAGAGCUUGGAAAGCAGCGAAAAGAAGGAAAUGCAAAUUGCAUAAGUACUGACCUGCGUGUUGACACGCACGGCAAUGUGCACACAGAUCAACAAAGCAUCAACCAGGGAAAGAAACAUAUCCUCCAAGAGAUACUAACCUUCUACACUGGAUAUAAAAAUAAACUGAACUUUCUCCUGCAGGAGGAAUAUAAUUAUUUAUGCAGUCUGAGGGACUACGUUAGAAAAAAUGCUCAAAAAUCAGAAGAAGUGAAGAAAGGUAAUUCAGCUGAGGGCACUUCCACACCUGACUGUUGCGAAGGAGACAACGUUUUAAUUAGCGAACUUGUGCACCAGAUAAAUAACUUCAUAUCGGAAAAAAAUAAGUUACACCAUUCGUGUGAUGAGAAGGACGUUCCAACAAAUCAGGUUAAAAAAUGCGAUUGCAGAAAAGGCAAAGAAAAUUUUAUUUAUUAUCUAUACAAAGACGACGCAGAUGUGCACCAAAUUUGUAUUCAAACGGAUAAAAGAAUAGAGCGAAUUGAACAUUAUCUAAAUCAAAGGGAGAAAAAAUGUUUGGGGGAAAACAAAAGCAUCACUAAGAGAGAAGCUUCUCCCUUUGCGAAAAGUUCCUCAAGCGAUCGUUCCUCAAAUAAGAGCGAACAUUUUUGCAAAGACAGUUCUGUAGAAAAUAACCAACCUCAUUGUCCUUUUCGACGCACAGACAUGACUAAUCUGCGUAAUAGUGAAGAAGAAAUGAACUAUAUAAGGAUAGGAAAAAGAACCCCCCUUUCUUGGAGGCCCUCAACAAUGACAAAGCGAACGCUCAAAGAAACUUCCAUUCGUGCAGCAAUGAAUAAAAAAGUACUUGUGCGAAAAAAGGGAAGUUUCAAGAAAGGCCAUCGUUCAAAAGAAAAUUUUAAGUACGAGCUGCUCUUCAGAAUUAAGGUGUCUAAAUAUUUCCUACACAACUGGAAAAAAUUGGGAGGACAUUAUAGCGCCAGUUCGAAUUAUCUCUUAAGGGGCUUAAAAUGUGCAGCAGCAAAAGGCUUUCACCUUUGUGAUAAAAGUGAAUUGCACUUUAAAGGGUCUCUUUCUCUUUUCAAUUACAAACCAUGUUUGCACCACUUCAAAGCUAACACCUUUUAUUGCUACAUGUUGUGUGCGAAAAAAAGAGGCAUUUUUCGUAAAAGGCUUAGCAAUGCCCCCAAUCGAGCAAGAGACCCAAAUUACCAACAUGCACAAAAAGUUGAUCGAAGAGAAUGCAGUAAUUAUUUAAAUUGUGCAGAUGAGCACACAGUUGGGAAGAACAAUAGGACAUAUCAGAAUGUCCCAAAGGAUAGGGAAAAUGAAGAGACAAAAAUAUUCACUAUGCCGACCCCAAUUUGUGAACACAAUUUUCAUGUAAAAAGAACGAACUCGAAUUUUAGGCACAUCAGUUGUAGUCCUGUCUAUGCAGGGGAAUCGCUUCCCAAUGCACAUUUUACUAACAAUGUGAUGAAACACGCUAAUAAUAGUAUCCCCUGCAGUGGGGGGAAAUACAUCACUAAGGAAGAAAGUGAUAGUUUCUGUUCGACCAAUUUGAGGUGGAAUCAGAAAAGCACCCCCGACUUAUGUGGCACCAUGUGGAGAGGAAAACGCAACACAGAAGGACCCACAUGUGAGAGUUCUACUCACCGAGUGGCUAACUCCAAGUGGGUUACUUCCACAUCAACAUAUAUUACUCAAACGGGGGGAAAAAACAACCCCCUUAAGAAUGAUACCCCCACGAGUAGCUCACUUCAUCAGGGGAACAUAAAUUUAAAUACAUCUGAUGCUUAUCACGUAAGUCCUAAUUUGUUAAGGGAUAAGGACAAACGCGAACAAUUGUAUGAUAAUAGUGCAGAAGGAAAAGACUCUAUGCAGUCCGCUAACUCGAUAAAAUCGUUGGGCAUUAAAAAAGGGUCUCCUAUAAAUGGUGAACAUAUAUGUGAGCAAAAUUACCCGUUUGAAAAACACCCCACUAGAAUAAGUCACCACAUAGGAGCUUCAAAAAAGGAGAAUUUUGCUUCAUCAAAUGAAAACAAUUAUCUGACAAAUUCGAUCACUGUAGAACAGACCAACGCGCAUUUUAACGUGAAUGAUAAGUGUACAACCGGGGGGGAGUAUGCAGAAUGGUUAAGCUUCCCCAAUGGGGGACGCACCACGGAGUAUCCCCCAGGAAGCGAAUGCUAUAUCAAUGUUUACGAAAAUAAUUAUGAUAAGAAUGACAGCUUGGGGAAGAGCAAAAAUAUGUACCAGCUAAACUACUCAUACGACAAGAUUGUAAAUUCCCUAUGCAUAAGCAGAGGAAAGAUUGCACAAGAAAAUGUUCGAACAAACAACAAUUGCAAAAAAGAGGAAAAAUGCAAAAAACAGUCCAAUGUAAUUAACGAUGAAGGAGGUCAAAAUGGAAAAGACAAUCUGCCCAACAUAUGGGUAGACAAUUUUAACCAAGUGCGUGAAUACAAUAGAGAUAGUAACACCCCCAGUAGGAAGAACAAUAAAUGUCAGGUAGUUCCCCAAGAGGGGAACAUCAUCCCACGUGAUAAAUUUAAUGUGAACAAAUCGAAUAGCAGCGCUACGGCUGCUGCAGUGGAUAAGUACUAUGUAGACUUGCUCACCAAUGGUGACAUACACUCAAGGCAUAAUAUAGGAGCAAAAUUAAAGAAAAAAAAAAAAAAAGCAAAUAACAUUCCACAUGAUGAGAGGGGCGAAAAUAAAAACACGCCGAUUCAAAACGUACACUUAUUCGAGAAGGAAAAAAAAAAAGGGAACUCCCCAGAAAAGGAACUAAUUCAAUGUGAGACACAUGCAACGCAAAUGCAUCAUAUCGGAAGAGACCGCAAAGGAGUUGGCACGACGAUAUAUUCCUUACCAAAUGAUCAACAGAACGGACAGUUAAGUCCACCUGUCAAUGCAACAAACUGUAUCUAUAGGGAAAAUCACGAUCUGGACAAACAUAUAAAUUUUGAAAAAAGGGAAAGUUACAAUUUCUUCGAUGAUGCAGUGGAUACAUUCGACCGAGACAUGCGGGAAGAAAAUUCCAUACUGUUCAACACUCAUCGGGGCAUAAGCCAAAAUGAGAUAAAGGUAAAAUGGGAAGAAAUAAAAAGGCGUGAUUAUAAUCCAGAGGAAUGCUCAAAUUUCACAAAUUCUUUAAACGGAAGGAGAGAGGAAAAUUACUUUUUCCCAUCAAGCAACGAAAAACACAAUUUAAGAAAAUUAAAAUAUGAUCUGAGCGAGCAUUUAUACGGAGACACGCCUCUUAAUUGGAACCCAUCCUCAAGCACCCCCCAAAAGGGGACAAUUCAUGCAGAGGAAUAUACGGCGCAAAAAGGAGACUCCCCACACACGGUCCAACAUGGCACGGGGGGCAACGUACUUACGCGUGAAGACAAUACAGUGAACACAGAGUAUAGAGAAAAAAUAAACGACCAUUUCAACCAAUCCCAUUUUAGCGAUUUUUACAACUCGAACAGUUUUUCUCAAAAUUCCAAUUUUACAGACCAGGAUUGGGGCAUAAAAGGGAACAGCAACAGUGGUAGUAUCUCCCAUAAUUUCACUAACACAAAUAAGUUAGACCAAAUUAUUGAGAAAAUAAAAAAAUGGAAUGAGCACAUUUCAAACGAUGUAAACUAUAUACAGUGCCUAUUCUGUGAUAAGUAUUUAUUCAAAGUGGAAAAUCAUCACGAUAGGGACGUACUGAACUCUUCCAUGAACGAAUCCAUCAGGAGAGAAAAAUAUACUUGUUCGAUCUGCAAGCAUAAAAUAAAGACGCUAAGUAAAUACAACGAUGAAGUAAAAAUUGGAGAACAGGUUGUUGAUAUACAAAAGGGGGGUUAUUUUGAAGGCAAGUUAAAGGAUGGUAAAAAAUGUAUGCCCUACAAUGCAGAGAGUGUAGUGGACUUUUUAAAAACGGAAAAUUUCGAAAAUUCACUUGACAUCACUUACUCGGGGAGCAAUAAAAUUGCCUCCUCCAUGCGAACGGAUGCACCGUUAAAUGGUGCAUCGCUAAAAGAUGCAUCAUUAAACAGUGAUGUUCUUAAAAAGGGUGCGUACCACAAGGGAAGAAAAAGUGAAAGUGGAAAUGUCCUCGGUGAAAAAUGCCGAAUUGAUGACCUUCCCCAGUUUGCUAAGUACAGCUCCGAAAAGGAAGCGCUUUCUCUUCACAACAGAAAUUUGAAUUAUCCCCGCGGUUUUGCCAUUUUUGAUGACACGCCUGGGAACGGUCCCCAUGGCAGCAACAUAGAUUCGGGCCUGUUCCGUUUCGAGGAGGACCACCCUAAAAGCCUCAGCGACAGAGACAGCAAAAGCACGAGAAGCAGUGGCAGUCGCAGUGACGAAAACGUAGUGCACACCCACUCGUUAGAUAACGAAAUGAGAACGCAGGAAUGGGGUAAAUUCGACCAGAUGAACGCAACUGAAGGACGCCAAUUUGAACACACACAUGAUGGGGAUGAUAAUGAUGCAGACGCCGCCAUGAUGAGCAAGACGAGCAGGGUGAAACAAAACGAGGUGGAGUUACGUAUAAAAAGAGACAAAACAGAUGAUGAAAAUGUAGGAAAAAAAAAAAAAAAAAAAAGAACCUUUGCCGGAGAGGCGAUUCACAAGUGA